AUGCAGCCAAACCGUCGGUUACAAACCAUCCAAGAUUGGAGUAAUAAGCAUAUCUUUACUUCCUCUCUUGAUUAUUGGAAUCAAGAACCUACAGCUGGACAAGUCAGUGUUAAUCAUCAUUAUGGAACGGUCGGAGGUGAAGAUGGGGGCGAUCCGCAAGGUAAUGAUUCUUACCAAAUGGCAACUGUGCAAGAGGUUGAUGAAGUAGAAACGGACGAGGACCCUCAUUCAGGAAAAGAAGCUAUCACGGCCCUUCAGGCUGCCUGGAAUGUUACUAACGCAAUACAAGGAAUGUUCAUUGUUGGCUUACCAAUCGCUGUUAAGGUUGGUGGCUGGUGGUCAGUAGCUGCCAUGAUCGGAGUAGCCUACAUAUGCUAUUGGACUGGUAUGCUGUUAAUCGAAUGUCUUUAUGAAGGCGAUCAGAAAGUUCGUCAUAGUUAUCGAGAGGUAGCUGAAUUCUAUCAUCCAGGGUUCGGAAAAUGGGUGCUUGCUGCUCAAAUAACUGAGCUUCUUUCUACCUGUAUUAUCUAUCUGGUAUUAGCAGCAGAUUUACUACAGAGCUGUUUCCCUAGCAUUGAUAAGCCAGCAUGGAUGAUGUUAGUGGCAGCCAUCCUCCUGAGUUGUGCUUUUCUCGAUUCUCUCGUUCUCGUUUCACAACUUUCCAUGGCUAAUGCAGUUUCUCAUCUUAUCGUUAAUGCAAUCAUGAUGAUAUACUGCAUAUCUCAAAUCGGUAGUUGGUCAUUAAGCUCCGUAACGUUUGCUCUGAAUAUCAACACAUUCCCUACAAUGAUCGGAGUUGUUGUGUUUGGUUACACAUCUCACAUUUUUCUGCCUAGUUUGGAAGGAAACAUGCAGAAUCCUUCUGAGUUCAAAUGGAUGCUCUGUUGGUCUCACAUUGCUGCUGCUGUUUUCAAAGCCACAUUCGGUUUGAUGGGCUAUUUAACAUUCGCUGAGCUUACUCAGCAAGAAAUAUCCAAUUCUCUGCCUAACCAAGGUUUCAAAAUCAUUGUCAACUUGGUUCUGGUUGUCAAAGCUCUAUUGUCAUAUCCACUUCCGUUUUAUGCAACUGUCCAGUUAUUACGAGACAACUUCUUCAAAGGAACGAAAACAACACUGUUUACUGCAUGUUAUAGUCCUGACGGAAGCUUAAGAGAAUGGGCUUUGUUCCUAAGAAUUUUGCUCUUACUGUUCACAUUAUUUGUCGCACUUUCAGUUCCUUAUCUCAUAGAGUUGAUGGGACUUAUCGGCAAUAUCACUGGAACUAUGCUUUCGUUCAUAUGGCCAGCACUGUUUCAUUUGAAAAUUCGAGGUACUCGCAUGGUGGAUAUCGAUCGUCGUUUCGACCAAUUCAUCAUCGGAUUAGGCUGUACCAUCUGUGUUUCUGGAGUGUACUUCUCCUCCAUGGAGUUAGUUAGAGCCAUACAAGCAGACUCUCAUUGA
Auanema sp. JU1783 is the source of this 1440-nucleotide messenger RNA. The record is from the annotation of a GenBank genome assembly. Lineage: Eukaryota; Metazoa; Nematoda; Chromadorea; Rhabditida; Rhabditidae.